AUGAGUUCCUAUCAACAGAAGCAGCCCUUCACUCCCCCACCUCAGCAUCAUGAGCAGCAGGUGAAACAGCCCUGCCUGCCUCCACAGGAAACAUUUGUUCCCGGAACCAAAGAACCAUGCCACCCCCAUGUUCCACAACCUGGCAACACUAAGUUUCCAGAGCCAAGUUACCCGGGAUAUCCUGAGCCAGGUCAUCCCACAUGCCCUGACCACGAUCACUCCAAGCUUCUUUUACUUCAGGUCUUCUUCUCUGAUUUGUCAGAUGUCUCCCACUCAGCUCACAAUUUAGAAAGUAAGAUAUGGAUUCUGCAUGAGGAAACUGAGAUGAGUUCCCAACAGCAAAAGCAGCCCUGCAUCCCACCUCCCCAGCUUCAGCAGCAGCAAGUGAAACAGCCUUGCCAGCCUCCACCUCAAGAACCAUGUGUUCCCCAAACCAAGGAACCCUGCCACCCCAAGGUGCCUGAACCCUGCCACCCCAAGGUGCCUGAGCCCUGCCACCCCAAGGUGCCUGAACCAUGCCACCCCAAAGUACCUGAGCCAUGUCCCUCAACGGUCACUCCAGCACCAGCCCAGCAAAAGACCAAGCAGAAGUAA
This is a messenger RNA of Chrysochloris asiatica (Cape golden mole), 594 nucleotides long. It is a transcript of the gene SPRR3, whose product is annotated as small proline-rich protein 3. The coding region runs from base 1 to 594 and encodes 197 amino acids. The record is from RefSeq and is a predicted model, not a curated record. NCBI's taxonomy places the organism in Eukaryota, Metazoa, Chordata, Mammalia, Afrosoricida, Chrysochloridae. The transcript has 3 exons.